This is a messenger RNA of Rhododendron vialii, 962 nucleotides long. RefSeq lists its product as uncharacterized. The record is from RefSeq and is a predicted model, not a curated record. Bases 240 to 893 code for a protein of 217 amino acids. NCBI's taxonomy places the organism in Eukaryota, Viridiplantae, Streptophyta, Magnoliopsida, Ericales, Ericaceae. The transcript is spliced from 2 exons.
UCAAGUUAACUGUUAAAUGACAGCCCCCAUAAAAUAGUCCCUUUGUGUAUGAAGGAAGAGCCUCUGCAAAAGAAUUUAUGCGUUCUCAUCCAAAAUUCUCUCUCUCUCUCUCUCUCUCUCUCUCUCUCUCUCUCUCUCUCUCUCUCUCUCUCUCUCCAAGGAAAAGCAAACAAAUGAAUGCAGAUAUAUAAGCACCAAGUUUGAGUGAGCCAAGGGAUAACAUAAGCCAAGAUUGAAGGAUGGGGAUCUUCCAAAGCAAAAAUAAGAAAAACCCAAGUGGGAAAAACAUGAUCAAAGCCAUGAGAGAGAAGCUGAGGCAUUUGGAAAAGGAGGUGAGUGAGAUAAUGUGGAUGAGAGAGAACGAGAGCGGAGCUCAUGAGAGGGAGAGGGUGGUGCACGCAUUGAAGGAGGGAGAGUGGAGGAGGGAGAGGAAGAGGUUGAAGGAGGAGGUGAGGAAGUUGAGGAAGAGGUUGGAGGAGAGAGAGGAUGAGAUGGUGAUGAGAGAGAAGAAAGGGUGUCUGGUGUUGGAGGAGCAAAUGAGGGAGGAGAGAGAGAGGAGGGAUGAGGCUGUGGAGAAGUGGAAGAGGUUGUACCUUGCCAUCAAGUUUGAGCUUGAUGAUCUCAUUCAGAGGACACACCAAGGAGAAGGAUUGUAUUGGAGGGCAGAGGAAGAAGAUAUAGUAUUGGAGGAAUUACAGCAAGAGCUGAGGGCAAAGGAAGAAACCAUUGAAAAUCUGCACACAAAAUUAGCUUCAAUGGAGCAAGAAAAAUCCAAGAGCGAGAGAGAGAUUGAUAUACUGAGGCAGAGUUUGAAAAUCAUGAGCCACAAGAAGAAGCCCAGCACCUCUCCCCAAGAGCCUCUCAAGAAGCUUGCAUAUGUAAAACAGACAUGAGGAAAAUUAGUCACUAUAUGACUUCUCUGUACUUUUUGGAUCACAUAAUUUAAUCUUGUGUUCUGUUUU